This is a messenger RNA of Mauremys mutica (yellowpond turtle), 4572 nucleotides long. Its product is annotated as interleukin-6 receptor subunit beta-like. Gene Ontology annotation, cellular component: membrane; external side of plasma membrane; signaling receptor complex. The transcript has 17 exons. Gene Ontology annotation, molecular function: cytokine binding; cytokine receptor activity. The record is from RefSeq and is a predicted model, not a curated record. Bases 207 to 2405 code for a protein of 732 amino acids. NCBI's taxonomy places the organism in Eukaryota, Metazoa, Chordata, Testudines, Geoemydidae. Gene Ontology annotation, biological process: cytokine-mediated signaling pathway.
UCUUCUGUACAACAUGUCAGAGUUAGUCUCUGAGGUCAGAAACAAUGUGUUUCUUUGGCAACUACACUCUGCAAGAAUCUGUCCUACCUUUUACUAUCUUGGAGUCCUGGAGGUGAACCUAGAGGAAGUGAUUUUGGGUCCAGUAUCCUAUUGUCUCAAAGGGGCAAUGAAGAUUUCUCAGCUACCAUACUUCAAACCAGGAGAAGAUGAAGUGCUUCUUAUUGCUUGUGUCUAUGGCCUUGUUCAUAAGAGAUUCUUCUAAUUGCUUGGAAUCUGAUCUUCCAUUUUGCAAGCAAGUUCCAGAUUGGCAUGGCGAACUGACUUGCUACACAGAAAGAAAAAUAAGUCUAUUUUGCUCCUGGUUGCCAGUCCCCUGUGCUCCAAAAACUACUACUUAUACAAUAAUUUUAAAAUGGGAUAAAAUCUCGAGAUGUUUUGAAAAAACUACAGCAUCAACGUCCAUCACAAUAGAACGAAAAUCCCUUUACAUGAAUCGUGCUGUAAUUAUUUGGGUAUCAGCAAAUUACUCCCAUGAGAGCUCUGUGAAAACAAAGAACAUCUCCAUUAUACCCAGCAAGGCAGAGAAGUGUGCUAUACACUCCAUAAGUGCUCACCAGUUAUCAAACAGAUUAAUAAUUAAGUGGGACGCACCAAAAAAGUCUAUGCAAUAUGAACUGCAAUAUAAAGAAGCAUGUUCAACAUCCUCACAGUGGAUAUUGGUGCCCACAGCAAACGAUGCUGUCAAUGUGACUGUCUCCGAUUUAAACAGUACAUCUUCAUAUGUUAUUCAGCUCAGAUGCAGACCCAGUGAGGAUCACCACUGCGUUUGUGUUUGGAGUAAAGAGAUUUUAGUCCCUCAUAAGCUGAUUGACAAGCCAACAAUUUCAGCUAAUGAAACCACAGAAAUCUCUCCAGGAAGAAUAAAUGUUUUUCUUCAGUGGCAGAUAACACAAAGCAGGAAUGUCAUUGGAUACUAUGUUAAUAUUGAAAGAAUACCCAACAGUUGCAAUGAUCAACCCGAACGCAUCAGCAUAACCGAGAGAAGACUGCAUCUGAAUCUCUCCAUGGCUUAUUAUCGGUUUAAUAUUUCUGCCUAUAAUGAAGCAGGAGAAUCUCCACAGAUCACUUACGUUGUCCCAGAUUUCACCUCAACAGUUUUGCCUGGACAAAUCACUGCCAUACCACAAGGAAACAACACGGUUGUCACCUGGACUCCAGAAUACAUUCCAAAGUGUUUUGUGGUUGAUUGGGGCACUGGUAAAGAAGAUAUGCACAUGAAAAUAAUAACUAAGCCCAUGGGAAAUUUCACACUAGACCAUUUACAACCAUAUAAAUUGUACAAAAUAAUGGUGCAUGCAUCUGACAUAUGUGAAUGUGAAAGUUUCACGAGACAUGAGAGGACAUUUGGAGUGACCCACUUCUACUCAGUUCAAGGAGUUCCUAGGACAGGUCCAGCUACUGUGAAAAUUUCAAAUAUCAUGAAGCAUUCUGCUAUUGUGAAAUGGACUGAAGUACCUGCAGAAGACUGUUUGGGCUUCCUCCAGGGAUACAGAAUCAACUACACAGACACAAUGAAGAAUCUGUCUCUGGCUGUUGCUGUCAAUUCUUCUACCACCUGCUACCUGUUAACAGGACUUAAAGAAAAAACUGCCUAUACAGUACAAAUUUCAGGAGUCACCACUGCAGGAGAAGGAGCCCAAAGUCGUUCACAGUUUUUCACUACUCUGAAAUAUGAUAAAGGGGAAUUUGAAGGUAUUGUUGCUGCCCUUUGUCUUGGCAUCAUAUCCACCAUGUUUUUUCUACCCAUCAUUUGUUCUUUGAUGCUUAGAAGGUCAAGAAAAUUGUGCUGGCCGACUUUACCAAGUCCAAGAGACAGCAGCGCUAUCCAAGAUGUGGCAAGAAUCAUUCCACGGGCUAACCAGGGACUCACUUCAAGGCUGUUGCUUCAAACACAAACAGACAACGAUACUACCAUCCUUCAUGUGAUAGAAGAAGAUUCAAAGGCUUCUUUGCUGCUGCAGCCCUUUAGUGAGGACACAGAAGACAACAGUGAGUGCGAUGCAGGCCAGUGUGAAAGUGCUGGUGGUAGCCCAGACACCUGUCCAAGUCUUUUGAAAAUCCCUGAAAAAGCAACUGCAACCGAAAAAGAAAGAGUCAGCUCUAGCAUGAGGGCACCUCUCCUGAGUGAUUACACCAGCAUGGAAUUCAGUCAGAAAGCCAUGCUAAGUCUGGCGCUGAAUCUCCCUCCAUGGGCUGCCCAUCCUCAUAUGGAGGGGAAACUGAACAACUGGCCAGGAAAAGUGGAGCAACACACACUGUUUACUCCUCAAGACUAUGUGAAACAGAGCCAGGUUGUGUUUAUGCCAACUGGACCAACACUGAUGGAAGAAACCAGUUUGAGCUGAGGUUUCUCAAUGCCUCCCCGUGGCAUAGGAUCAAGCCCCAACACCUUUGAUGCUUGAUCGGAGCGGUUACAAUAUUGUAGGAUGGUGAUUCUGUGAAUGUUGACACUUCUUUGCUUUAAUAAGUUCAACAGCUAAAGUAGUUUGUGUAUAUAGUUACAUUAGCCAUUUCAGGCCCUUGCUCUUACCACAAAUCAUACUCAACUAACUCUUGCAGUCAUGACAUGGACAAAGCUCCAGUUUGGGUCCUCAAAAGAUUUUCCAGCUGGAUAUGGCUCCUCGCUACUUUGAGUCUGAUUAUUUGUCAGUGUUAAUGUAGUAAAUGCAAUGUGGUCUAGUGACUCAACUGCAGCACCCUUGAUUCUAGUCCCAGCCUUGUUUUUGGUUUGCUGUAAGCAAGUCAAAAUCUCCAAAAGUGGCAUCUAAUUUUGGGUGAGCAAUUUGAGACAACUAAGAUCUGCUUUUCAGAGUUGGUUAACAAACCCCAUCAAUCUGUUGGAAAGGAAUCCAACCAACUUGUCUAUCUUUUGCAUUUUGGGGCAUUGUGGCAACUUUCUCAACGAGGUUCCUGUUCAUUCCUUCCAAAAGAUGUUCCUGAUCAGCUUGUGUGUUGGUCAUUGCGAAGGGUACAGAAAAUCCUCAAUAGUGGGAGAGCAAGCUUUCAUCCAUAUCACACUGGGCUCUGAUAGUCUUGGAUCUCACAAGCCAGGCACGGAAUUUGCUCAGUAUAUGGAUGAGACAUCUUCAAUGAAAACCUAAGUGGUUACUGUCAGUGAUGUUAGUGAGUCAGACUCUUUGAGUCAAUGAUAUAUCAACCCCCCAGGCAGAUGUUUCGCUGGUGGAGGUGGCAUCUUUAGGAUGAGAGGGGGUUAAAAAAAAAAAAAGUCCUCAUGGCCAUUGGAGACCCCAUGACACUUUCUGCAAGAGUGGGAGUAUUUGCCAGAUAACCUAGCCAGACUCAGGAGGAAGAGGAAAUUAUUCCCCUGAGUUCAGCACUUCACAUUAAUAAAGCACCUUGCAUCCUGAAGUAGUGAUGCUAUUAUGGGUGUGUUCCCCCCCUUUGAACCAAGCAGCAAAUCAAAGUUCAAGGCCCUGUGGGUUCCACUAGGAAGAGAAAAUAAUGGAGGCAGGUAUUUCUUUGAUGCAAUCCUGUUUAUGUAUACAGAAUGUGCAAAGUCCAAUUUCUGUGAACAAAGGAGGAAACGACAACAGAAGACAGCGUCUUUUCUUUCAGCCCAUAGCUCCAACCCAAAUCUCUCUCUCUAGCUUCUUGCAGGGCCACAUCAUACUAUGUCUCUCUGUCCUGAGUUUGUGCUUGCGCGCACCCCCCCCCCCCACAGCCUUCCCCCUAGAUUGUAAGUUCCUGAGCUGACCUGCUUGUUCCUUUGUUUUGAGCUUGUUUAACUGUCUUUUACAGUUCUCUUAAGUGAAAGGUGGCAGUUAAACCUGCAAUAGGCGCUAUGAUUUCCAGUUUUAUAUAAAAUGGUUACUCACCUUCUUAUAACAGUUGUUCUUAGAGAUGUGUUGUGCAUAUCCAUUCCAAUCAGAUGUGCAUGACAGCUGGAAGAUUUUUCCCCUAGCAGUAUGCGUAGGGUCAGCCUGGCCACUCUCUGGAGUCGCACCUUCAUGGCACCCAAUAUAGGGCCCUGCUGAUCUGACCCCGCCCUCAGUUCCUUCUUGCCGGGUACCCUGACAGAGGGGUAGGAGGGUGGAUAUUGGAAUGGACAUGAACAACACAUCUCAAAAGAACAAUAGUUAUGAGAAGGUGAGUAACUGUUUUUUCUUCAAGUGCUUGUUCAUGUCAAUUCCAAUCAGGUGACUCAUAAGCCCAAAUUCAGCAGGCGGGGUUGGAGUUGUCCACCAACUGGAGUACCGCUCUACCAAAGGCCACAUGGUCUCUGGCCUGCUGGGUAAUUGCACAAAGUGUAUAUGGAGGAUCAUGUCAUUGCCCAGCAUAUUUCCUGGGUAAGAACGUGAGCCAGGAAAGCCACUGAACAGGCCUGCACCCUGGUGGAGUGCGCAGGGAUCAGAGGGCCCGGCCCUCCUGCCAGGCUGUAGCACUCAUGGAUGCAGGACAUGAUCCACAACAAAAUUCAUUGAGAAGAGACUGGAAGACCUUUCAUUCUGUCUGCCUUAAAUUAGAGUGAAUAAAUGAAGACUCGGCACACCA